AAGAAGCAAACUACUCAGUAGUCAUUGUAGUCCACCAAACAGAUUGACUUACUACAACUGUACCUUCAAAUUUCUUCAUCAUUGAAUAAUUAUCUUGCAAUGACUUCGGUUUCUUAAUCCACAAACAAUAUCAAUGCUUAACCGUCAUUUUAUUGUUGAUGAAGAAGUUGUAACCUCUUCAAUUAAUGGACUUGAGUGAUUGAUGAUGUGAAGAGUUAAACAAAAAAAUAGGUAAAAUUUAUAGUGGCAGAUUACUAAUGAGCAAAGUAUUAGUGCGGUCUAUAAAUUUAUGAAUCUGAGUCAAUUAAUUUAAACUUAAUUAUAUAUUUUAAUCAAUUAAAACAAUAUUCUAUAUCUUUAGGCCCACUUUUUUAGGCCAAGUGGGGAUAAUAUUCUUCAUUUCUACAUCUACUAACUCCCAAAUUGGUUCAUUGAGGUCCAUACUUUUUUUUUACAAUUUAUCAAGGGUAAAUAAAUUUCAAAAUAUAAAAUAUUUUUUUAAUUGAUUAGAAGAAUUAAAUGUGAACUAACUGAUUCUGACGUACAAGUUCAGAAACUACAAUAACUCUUUACUCGAUUAAUAAUUGUGACGAUUCUGGAGUUGAGAGAUUUUUGGGUCUUCUAAGAGCCCAAUUCAAUAAAAACAGAUCAAAUAAAGAAAUUCAUCAUCUUUACUUGUAUUGUUCCUUGGUAAUUUUCAAAAAACUUUUUGUGUUUAAUAAUAUUUUAUUAUGGAAAUCAAAUUAGAAUUUUAGCAAAUUUGAAAUUUUCGUAUAAAUUGUUACUAUUUUAUCUAGUUGACACAGCCUUUGAUAAAUGACAAUCUGAUAGUUUUGAAUCUCUUAGACUCCUUUUUUUUCAAACUUUAGUAUUCAUUUGAAUCAAUGAAAUUUUGAUGAUCUCUAAUCUAUUGAUAAAGUAAGUUAAUAAAAAGUUAUAGCUAGUAAUCAUGUGUGAUUAUUCCGACAUAUUGACAAUUUUUUUUUAUAUGACCAUAAGAUGUCCUGAACGAAUUCCAACUACGAAACGGCAUCUUUAAACUUUAUACAUUUAAACUAAUAUCUACUGGAGUCAAUUCCCUGCGAAGCAAAAUAGGUGCAUUCAUGAGUCAUAUGGUGAACAAAUAAAUGAAAAACUUACUGCAACUACCGGCUACUUGUACAAUUUUACUGAAAGUCAGUAGCUAUAUAAAUAGAAAGCUUCAAUUAGUUCUCCAAGUACCAAAGUUUUCAUACAACAAAUUAAUUGAAACAAAAAAAUAUGCCAUCACCAAACUCAGUAAAAAUACUGGAUGUCUGCAAGGUUGCCCCGGCAACCUACUCACAGGAUCAAUCAGCCACCGAGUUAUCUCUCCCGCUAACCUUUUACGACUCAACAUGGCUCAAAUUCCCUCCAACUCAAAACCUCUUCUUCUACAAAUUUACAGAACAUUCAACAAAAUCUGCUGUCUUCCAUUCAUCAAUCUUCCCUACACUCAAACAAUCACUCGCGGAGACACUCGUCCACUUUCGCCCUCUUGCUGGUCACCUUACUUGGCCUCCAAGUAACCCGAGUCGUCCCGUCAUAAUUUACAACUUUCCAAAUCAUGGCGUUCCACUCGCACUUGCAGAAUCGGACACCGAUUUUGAUCAGUAUGUCACCACGGAGAUCCAAGAUGCUGCGGCUGCGCGUCCUUACGUACCUGAAUUGCAUAUAUCGGAGACAAUGGCAUGGACUAUGGCUCUGCAAGUAACAUUAUUUCCUGGAAAAGGUUUUUGCAUUGGCAUCACUACUCACCAUGCAAUUUUUGAUGGAAAAAGCGCUUUUAUGUUCCUCAAAGCUUGGGCUGAUAUGAGUAAAAAAAUGCAGAAUGAAAAAUUGCUACCUGUCACUCUGUCUCAAGAACUAAUUCCGUCAUUCGACAGGACAGUGAUCAAAGACCCUGCUGAGUUUGAAUCUAUGUAUCUGAACCAUUGGUUAGCUGUGAAUGGAUUAGAAUCACAGCAUUCCAACGCAAGAAGCUUGAAGGUAUCAAAUUUCUUCGGAAAUAUUCCGAAUGAUUUUGUUCGAUCCUCGUUCUAUCUGAGUCCUGAAAACAUCAAGAAAAUCAAAGACAGAGUGAUUCUUUAUUACCAAAAACAGAAGAAUUCAGCAAAACGUCUACAUCUGUCUACAUUUGUGCUUACAUGCGCUUAUGCAUUAGUAUGCAUGGUGAAAUCGAAAGGCGUAAGUAAUAAAAAGGUGGCGUUUGUGUUCGGAGUGGACUGCAGAAAUCGCUCGAUCACAAACCCUCCGAUUCCAUUAAAUUAUUUUGGUAAUGCUAUUGUUCUUCAUGACCUGGUUGUAGAAGCAGAAGAUUUCGUUGAUGAAAAUGGAGUCGCAACCGUAGCAGAAAAGCUGAGUGACUAUAUAAAUGGACUGGAGAAGGGACUGUUGGAAGGAGCAAAAGAGAGGCUGGAGAGGUUAAGUCAUAUUGGAGAUGAUUUGUUGAAAUUUGGGGUGGCUGGAGCAACUAGGCUGGCUUUUUAUAAUAUGGAUUUUGGAUGGGGAAAACCUGUGAAAGUUGAGAUUCCUUCUAUUAAUGUGAAUGCUCUUUCUGUAAUGGAAGGUAGAGAAGGAAAUGGAGUUGAGAUUGGCUUGGGUUUGAUGAAGAAUGAAAUGGAGGCUUUUGCUUCAUUCUUUGCUCAAGGUCUAGCUAAUUAGUCUUGUUCUUGGUUUGUUUUUGUUUAGUUUUCAUUCUUAAUCCUAAUGGGUUUUUGAAUGGAGAAGGCAGAAGGUUCUGUUCAAUAAGUUCUUGAGUGUGCUUGGUUUCUAUGUUGAUUUGUUUUUUUUUUCUUUCUGACUUUUCUUUUCUAUGUGUUUUAUAUGCAUCUUUUUGCUAAUUGAUUUGGAAUAAACUUAUUAUCAAGCUUUAAUGGAACCUUAAGAAUUAGUCUA
This is a messenger RNA of Mercurialis annua (annual mercury), 2916 nucleotides long. RefSeq names its product phenolic glucoside malonyltransferase 1-like. The transcript has a single exon. The record is from RefSeq and is a predicted model, not a curated record. Lineage: Eukaryota; Viridiplantae; Streptophyta; Magnoliopsida; Malpighiales; Euphorbiaceae. The coding region runs from base 1261 to 2682 and encodes 473 amino acids.